AUGAAUUCUAUAGCCACUCGACGCGCCUUCUCCUUAUUGUCAUCCAAGAUCCACCCUCAGCUUCCACUGUCACCCCGCGAAAGCGAGCAGCUCCUCGCACUCCUCACAUCCUCGUUCAGAGCACACCUCGACCGUGAGCACCCCGUGGCUCUAGCUGAGGACACUCAAAAAUCGCGUCCACGCAAGCAUUCAUUAAGCAAUGGCCGAAAUCCUGCCCCACAUCGACCCUUGCAGUCCUCUCGCAACACUGCAAACCAACAUGUCGAGUCUAUUCUAACAAACCCACUCUUUUCUGUCCGACCCCGACGGAUGGCCUCCGACCCUGCCAAACUCGAUGCACAGCAAGUACUCGAGAAUCCCCUGGGCUGGUUCUUGGACCAGGUAGCUGCUGGAGGCGCCGACAUUCCGAAGGCUGCCAUGACUCUCAAUAUGCUCAAAAGCAACGCCACCACAGCUGAGAUCAAACGCCCAACUGACGGGCAGCAUCAGAGUAAUGCAGGUGCUAAAAUUGCAGAGUGGCUUUGGUCGAGUAGCGUGGAGAAUUCGAAGGCGUUCUUGGAAUAUCCGCGCAAGUCUUUCCUGGGCAACUUGAUCCCUUUGCUCCUAAAAGAAGGGGAAGAAGCUCCCCUGUGGCGGUGGUUU
Molecule: messenger RNA, 642 nt
Organism: Lindgomyces ingoldianus
Lineage: Eukaryota; Fungi; Ascomycota; Dothideomycetes; Pleosporales; Lindgomycetaceae
Exons: 1
Source: RefSeq, a predicted model, not a curated record